Molecule: messenger RNA, 909 nt
Organism: Meriones unguiculatus (Mongolian gerbil)
Lineage: Eukaryota; Metazoa; Chordata; Mammalia; Rodentia; Muridae
Product: olfactory receptor 7G3-like
Exons: 2
Coding region: 1-909 (302 amino acids)
Biological process (GO): G protein-coupled receptor signaling pathway
Cellular component (GO): membrane
Molecular function (GO): olfactory receptor activity; G protein-coupled receptor activity
Source: RefSeq, a predicted model, not a curated record
AUGAAAACAGGAAAUAUUUCAGAAUCUACAGAAUUCCAUCUCAUGGGACUCUCAGAUAACCAAGAACUACAGCCUGUUCUGUUUGGAGUUUUCUUAUCCAUGUAUCUGAUCACAGUGCUUGGGAACAUUUUCAUUAUAUUGGCAACAGUUUUUGACUCUAAUCUCCACACCCCUAUGUACUUUUUCAUUUCCAAUCUGUCUUUCAUUGACAUCUGUUUCACCACUACCACCAUCCCAAAGAUGCUGGUAAACAUACAGGCUCAAGUCAACUCCAUCAGUUAUAUAGGCUGUCUCACCCAAAUCUGCUUUGUUCUAGCUUUUGCUGGACUGGAAAAUGGAAUUCUGGUAAUGAUGGCCUAUGACAGAUUUGUGGCUAUCUGUCAUCCACUGAGGUACACUGUCAUCAUGAACCCAAAACUCUGUGGAGUACUGGUUCUGUUGUCCUUCUUGAUUAGUAUCUUAGAUGCUCUGCUCCACACUUUGAUGGCACUACGCCUGUCAUUCUGCACAAAGGUGGAAAUUCCUCACUUUUUCUGUGAACUGGCCCAUAUUCUCAAGCUUGCAUGUUCUAAUAUUAUCAUCAACAAUAUCCUGGUGUAUUUGGUGACAAGCCUGUUGGGUGUUCUUCCACUUUCUGGCAUAAUUUUCUCUUACAGUCGAAUUAUCUCCUCUGUCAUGAAAAUCCCAUCAGCUUCUGGAAAAUAUAAAGCUUUCUCCAUAUGUGCAUCACACUUAGUAGUGGUUUCCUUGUUCUAUGGGACAGGUUUUGGUGUGUAUCUGAGCUCUGCUCGCACUCAUAGCUCUAGGAAGAAUGCAAUAGCCUCGGUGAUGUACACAGUGGUCACUCCCAUGAUGAAUCCUUUUAUAUACAGCUUGAGGAAUAAGGACAUGGAACUGUCUCUGAACUGA